Molecule: messenger RNA, 3178 nt
Organism: Darwinula stevensoni
Lineage: Eukaryota; Metazoa; Arthropoda; Ostracoda; Podocopida; Darwinulidae
Source: the annotation of a GenBank genome assembly
AUCAAACAUGGCGUCCAAGAUCGUCAGGGUCUCUGCUACUGCUGCUGCCAGGUAUUUCAAGAAAUCCACUCUGCCUCGGGCAUUGCUACGGCCCCAGAGCACAUUGGCAGCAACUGCUGAGCAAACGCUGCUGAAUGUCCCUGAGACUCGCGUGAGUGUACUCGACAAUGGACUGAGAGUAACUUCGGAAGAUUCAGGAAUACCAACAGCCACUGUAGGGCUUUGGAUCGAUACUGGAUCGCGAUACGAGACCGACAAAAACAAUGGAGUCGCUCAUUUUGUGGAACACAUGGCCUUCAAGGGCACAGCAAAGAGGUCCCAGACAGCCCUAGAAAUGGAGGUGGAGAACAUGGGGGCACACCUGAAUGCCUACACAUCAAGGGAACAGACAGUGUUCUAUGCCAAAUGCUUGAGCAAGGACAUCCCAAAGGCACUGGAUAUCUUAGCCGACAUCAUCCAAAAUUCAAAAUUCGGUGAACAGGAAAUUGAGAGAGAGAGAGGUGUCAUCUUGAGGGAAAUGCAGGAGGUUGAGACUAAUCUGCAGGAGGUUGUUUUUGACCAUCUCCAUGCAACUGCAUACCAGGGAACUCCUUUGGGUAGGACAAUAUUAGGCCCAACUGAAAAUAUCAAGAGCAUUUCAAGGCAGGACUUGGUGGAAUAUGUGACAACUCAUUACAAGGGGCCGAGAAUGGUGCUGUCAGCAGCUGGUGGAAUUGACCAUGAUCAAUUGGUCAAACUUGCUGAGCAACAUUUGGGCAAGCUCCCCAUGAGCUAUGAUGGAGAAAUUCCUCUCACACAAAAGUGUCGAUUCACUGGUUCUGAGAUCCGGGUGCGAAAUGAUGACAUGCCCCUGGCCUAUGUAGCAAUUGCUGUGGAAGGUUGUGGUUGGGCAGAUGCAGACAAUUUGCCAUUGAUGGUAGCGUCAACCAUGAUGGGUUCAUGGGAUCGAUCACAAGGGGGAGGGGCACAUCUGGCAUCCAAGUUGGCCUCUGAGUGUGCCAAGGAUAAUCUCUGCCAUUCCUUCCAGGCCUUCAAUACAUGCUAUAAGGAUACAGGACUCUGGGGUGUCUACUUUGUGGCAGAUUCCCAUUCUCUUGAUGAUAUGAUGUAUAACAUUCAGUCUGAGUGGAUGCGCAUGUGCACAAGCAUCACUGCCUUUGAAGUGGAGCGGGCAAAGAAUCUUCUCCGCAACAACCUUCUUCUGCAGUUGGAUGGAAGCACUCCCAUCUGUGAGGAUAUAGGUCGUCAGAUGCUCUGCUAUGGAAGGCGAAUGCCUCCACAUGAGUUGGAUGCUCGCAUCAAGAUGAUUAACGAGAAAGUGGUCCACAAUGCUUGCAUGAAGUACAUCUAUGACCGCUGCCCUGCUGUUGCUGCUGUUGGACCCGUUGAGCAAUUGCCUGACUACAACCGUGUUCGGAAGAAGCUAAAAGCUGAACUGGAAGGAGCUUUCCCUUCACUGGUAAAUCAUUUGAGCGAUUUGAUUCCUAACAAGGCUGAAGUAUCUGCUAUCAAACUCCACCUGCAGUCAGGGGACUCUAGUACUGUCUAUUCAGUCAACAAGGAACCCCUGUGUUUUGUUCUGGAAAACAAGUUUUAUCCAACUCUCUAUUUGCUGUGGAAAUUCCCUGACCUCAUCCCCUGUUUCUACACUCAGCCACCUGUUUUGAAAAAACUACAGAAUGGAGCUGACCUAAUGCUGCCUGGAAUCUUAACUCCUCCUGAGAUUGGACCCAAGACAUAUGGAAAUCUCAAGAAAGGCGAUGCAUGUGCUGUGGGAUUGACAAGUAACCGUGCCCCAAUUGCACUGGGACGAGCAGCUUUGAGCAGCUUUGAUAUGUAUAUGUCUGCUCAGAGGGGAAAAGGUGUUGUGAUAAUGCAUGUGAUGAAUGACCAUCUGUGGGAAAUGGGAUCAAAAAAGAGCCCUCCUCUUCUUGGACCACCUACAUUGGUUGUGGAGGAAGAGAGAGUGCAAGGAGAUACUUCAAACAAUGAAGAAUUACAGAAUGACAAUCCUGAUGAACCUGAAGUAACUCAGGGGGAAGAGGGAGAAACAGGGCACAUUUUUGAUGAGUCACAGGGCCAAAGCGAGGGUUUGCAAGAUGAGCAAGAUGAUGAAGAAUCACAAGAAACUAGGAUCUCUGCUGUAUUAGAGGAUAGACUAUCUCUAUCAGAAAGUGAAGCAGCCUCAGAGCCUACAAAAACCAUGGAAGACCUAUUGCUGAACUGUCUCCUGACAGCGCUUAAGACUUCUGCUAAAAAACUGGAACUGCCAUACUUGACUAGUUCCUUCUAUAGGCUUCACAUGCUCCCUGCAUGUCUCCAAGGUGAAAGCUUGGAUGUGAAGAAGAGCAAAUACAAGAAGCUUGGGGUGUUUCUCAGGGAAGUCCAAGAUAUGGGCCUCCUCAAAGUAGAAGAGACAAGCAAAGGAGUUGAUAGCAUUAUGUGUAUCAACUAUGAGAACCCCAUCUUGACAGGGUUUCGAGUUGAGAAGAAGCCCAAGGCAGUCAUUGAGGAGGACUUGUCGAGUCCCAAUAUAUAUAUUCCACCAGAAAUUGUGGAACUACACUGUAUCACAGCUGCAGUUCUACCUAUAUUCAAGCCUGCUGGUUACAGCAAAGGAGAUGGGCUUACAACUCCAGAGAUCAGAAAUGUGGUCACAAAAUAUGUAAGGGACCAUGAACUGGCAGAUCCAGCCAGGAAAAACAUUGUGAAGUUGAAUGAGACCCUUCAAGGUUGUCUGCUCACAAAGAAGGAUGCUGCUACAGUUGGAAUGACAUGGAGUGAGGUGAUGUCAUCUGUAUUGGCCAAGAUGAGUCCAGCAUAUCAAGUGACACAUCCAGGUCAGGAACCACUUCUGAAGAAAGGACUGAUUCCUACUGUUUCUGCUACUGUCCAGAAGAGGUCUGGUAACAAGAAGGUUACUUUGGUGACUGGAAUACCAGAGCUUGGGUUAGAUAUCAACCAAGUGUCGAAAAGGAUUCAGCAUGGAGUAGCAACAAGUGCUUCCAUCGGCCAAGGAGCCAAUGGGCAGGUGCAAGUAACUAUCCUGGGUGAUCAGAGGAAGUUCCUUUUUCAACUUUUCACUGGUGAAUACAAAAUCCCAUCUAAGUAUUUGAAAGGCUUCGAUCUGGGGAAAGGGCAAAAGACGUGAAUGUGAAUGAGGGAAAAAUAAAGAGGA